CCUCAGUGGGCCGAAUCAAAGACAUGGUGGAAAGGAGAGAGGAUGGAAGAGAUUUCAAGAUGAUAUAAUGUCAGGGAAUUAUAUUCUCAAAUUAUAUUUAAUAAUCCGCAAUUAGUUUAUUAAUUAUAAUUUUUGUGUAAUGUUGCCAUAUCUGUAAAAAGAUUAAAUCAGCGAUAUUACACUAAUAUUAUCACAGUUUCACUUGGCAUAUUAUGCGCGAACUAACUAACAAAACUGAAAUGUAGAAUCAAGCCAGCAAACUUCUUUGGGAAAUACUGAAAGUUUUCGCGUAAAAUUUGCCUUGUUAGAGGUGCCUCCCCGAGCAUGUAACUCAUUAAGAGGCGUCUUCACAAGACUUCUGCUUCCUGUAAGCACUAGUGGCGCUUUAUCGCCGACCAGCAGAAGCGGAACGCUUGUUCGCGCGCUGUGCGAUUUUAUUCUACUAUUUAUUUUGCCAUGGUUUUUUCCCUUUACUUGUGGUUUAUGGAUGUGCGUAGUGUUGCGAAUGCUGUAGCCUAGUUUACGUUAUCAUUGUCUAACAAAGAGCACAAUGCCAUCGCCUUUUCAUAAAGAAAUUUGCAUCUUAAUGGUAAUAUAUUUAAAUAUACCGUUUUAAUAGGCUGUAUAUACCAUUUUGAAAUAUUUAAUCUGAAAUGAAGACAUCCCACCAAAGAAGCGGUCUGGCGCUGUUUGCGUUUAGUUUGAUAGAAUUCUGCACAUUUUUCACCCACGCUGAGAUACAGCAGGUGCAAGGCAUUGUGGGAGGGGCUUUCACUUUUCCUGCCCCAGUUAUAUCUGUUGGUACCCUGUCGUAUGGGAAUAUCGGCAAUGUGGCCAUAGUGGUGCCAGGGAGCAGUAAAACAGACCUAACUGAGGAAUUCAGAGGCAGACUGUGGUGGGACAGUAAGACGGGACUCUUCACCAUCACCGACCUGCAGAUCCAGGACUCUGGCCAGUAUAAGGUGGAUAGCAGUGAUGGAGGGAAGAAAGUUACAGAAUAUCAGCUGACUGUAUACAAUCGCGUGUCUAAACCCAGGGUUUCAGCCAGUGGAAGCUGCUGGGUUCUGUGUUCUGUGGAGAACGGGAGAGACGUCACCCUGUCCUGGUACAGAGGGACCGAGACACUGAACCAAACCAGCAGCCCUGACCUCAGCACCAGCCUGUCUCUCCCCCUGGAGGUAGAACACAGAUACACCUAUUACUGUGAAGCAAAGAACCCAGCCAGCUCACAGAACCUCACACUGGAGAUACCAGCAAACUGCAGUGAUACCUCAGGUGAUAUUCCCUCUCCCAGGAGUUUUCUAAUCCCUGUGCUUGUGGUAUGUGGCCUUGUACUUCCCAUCGUCAUCGUCAUCAUCAUCGCCACCUGCCUGAAGAAGAGGAAGCGUGCGACAGCCUGUAUCAGAACUGGGUCCCAGUUCGACGCCGGUGAAGCUCACCACCGUGUACGAGGAGCUCCGGCCGACUUCGUGAAGGACGGGGGACGACAGAGGAGACGCUCAAAGUGGGCAGGGGCAGCGGGCAAGAGAAUGAUCAGAGCACCUGCCAAUACCAUGCAUACGCCAGGACGUGUCAGGUCUUAUUUGUGGGUGACAAAAAAAAUCCAGGCUGGCUCACUUGUUCCUACCAUCUUUCAGUUGGAAAGACACUGACACGCGAAGAUGUACAGGAUGAAUUACUGCAGUAAGGGGACUCAGAUCUGAAAGCGUCUUCAGACCAUGUGCGUUUCAGGGACGGGAGUCACCUAUAAUGCCAUGAGUCCAGCUGCCAGCUGCCCUGGCCGACUAAAGCUCUUCCCCGAUAGCCACCAUAAAACAGACGUGCCUUAUCAUGUUUGUUUUUGCAGCAAUGGCUGUAACGUCCAUCUGUGAUUGCGGUGUUCAUCUCAUGUUUUGGGCUCUGCGAUGAAUGUAGAAAAAGAGAAUUAGCUCACUGUAUGCAAACCAGUAACCUGUGACAUUCAAAUGCUGUAUCUAGCUGGCGGCUUCCUAUAAGGCCCUCCUGUGUUCCGAGUUUUGUCCUUUCAGAGAGUGUAUUUGUAUAAAUUGCGCCAUCUUGUGGGGACAAAGAAGAACCUCAGGAUUAAAGAUGACAGAUUCAGGUUUGA
Brienomyrus brachyistius is the source of this 2107-nucleotide messenger RNA. RefSeq names its product SLAM family member 5-like. Lineage: Eukaryota; Metazoa; Chordata; Actinopteri; Osteoglossiformes; Mormyridae. Bases 654 to 1652 code for a protein of 332 amino acids. The record is from RefSeq and is a predicted model, not a curated record. The transcript has 5 exons.